Gavialis gangeticus (Gharial) is the source of this 4366-nucleotide messenger RNA. It is a transcript of the gene LEKR1, whose product is annotated as leucine, glutamate and lysine rich 1. The record is from RefSeq and is a predicted model, not a curated record. The transcript has 14 exons. Lineage: Eukaryota; Metazoa; Chordata; Crocodylia; Gavialidae. The coding region runs from base 232 to 2277 and encodes 681 amino acids.
GCCGCCGCUCCCACCCCUGCAGCGAGGCGACGCCCCGCCCCCGCCGGCGCGCGACUCUUCCCACCCCUGCGUCACGGUUGAGUCACGUUCCUUGGGCUCCGGUUGCCAUGGCGCCUAGGGAAGCCGUUGGCGCUGCACGCGAGACGCCGAGUUAAACACCUGCUGCUGACCAUGUAAUCCCCACCAGUCCUGUCAUCCUGCCUCACAACUGUGCCUGAAUUUUGGAAGGCCAUGGAUCGGCAUAUUCCUAUGCAUGCGUUACCUGAAGAAAUCCAGAAGAUGUCCCGGGAUGAAACAGUAUGUAAAUAUUGUGGAGUCAGCUAUCUGAUCCUUCAUGAAUUUAAGCUGAUGGAAGAAAAAGUAAAAGCAAUGGAAAACAAGAUGAAGUUUUAUGAGGAAAGUGUAGAACGGGAGAAAAGGCUUCAAGCAGAAUUGCAGUCUCUUAGCCAGGACUUUGAACUUUGCAGAACUGACAGUGAAUCAAAAACAGAAAGAAUACAAAAUCUAACCCUGCAGUUGAAAAACAAACAAGAUGAAUUACAAAAUCUAAAUGGGGAAUUGAGAUGUUUCCAAGAAGAGAAGGAAGUUGCAUAUAAGCAGUUGCAGCUGUUCAGGAGCAUAUUGGAGAACCACCGGUUAACUCUGCACAAGGCUCUUUCAUUACUUCUCUUUGUUAGAAAUGAGCUAGACAAUAUUAAACAAGUAGUGGCUAAUAAUCUAGAUAGCUGGACUACACUGAAAGAAGAGAUUUUCCGACAAAUAAAAACUUUACGCAAAGGAGUUUGGACAGAAAUAUCCAUAUUGAAUAAAAGGUUAGCAGAAUCCCAAAAGAAUAAUGUGUCCCUCCAAGAAGAGGUAAAACAGCUGAAGUUGGUGUUUGAUGAAGUUGAACUGAAAACUCAGCAGCUUCAGCACUCACUCCAGCGAGAGAAUGAAUUACAAAAGGAAACAUUAGAUUUAACAAAUCAAGUAGAGACAGUUGGACUCAAAUUUCAGAAAGUAACAGCUGAAAUGGACCACUACAAACAUCUACUCAUAAUGAAAACAAAAGAAGUUGACAGCUACGAAAGUGAACUAAAAAAACUGGAGCAUGCAAAUGACAUUUUACAAUCAAGGCUUACUAAUGAUUUAAAAGAAAAAGAAGAGUCUUUGCUAGUUUGCCAACAAGUACGUAGUCAUUUACAGGAAGAAGUGGCAGAGAAAGAGAGACAAGGAGAAGAUCUAAAAAGAAGAACUAAUUGUUUAGAGAGUGAACUGCAAACAAUGAAAAAUCUUCUUAGACAGAGAGAAGAAGAAGUGGAAAUGCUAAAAAAAGAAAGGGAGGUGAUGUUGAUUUCUCAUCAGAACAAAACAGAGCAACUGCAGGGAGCAUUAGGACAGAAGAUGCAAAAUGAAGACAACUGGAAGAAAAAGAUUGAAACCGACCUAGCUAAAUAUCAAGCACAACACAAAGAAGAGAUUCUCAUACUCAAGGAAGAAGCUAGGAUAGAACUAGACACUGAAAGACAAAAACACCAAGAAUUAAUCAUCAAGUAUCAAAAAGAUAAGGAAGAGUUACAGAAAAAGGUCCCUGAAUUAAUAUCCAGGGCCACAGAUAGCCUAAAUGUGGAAGUGGAAAUUCUUGAAAAGAAACUACGAGCAGCACAAAACAAACUGACAGAAAAGAACACAGAUAUGGAAAAAGAAAUUCAAAGCCUUAAAAGACUGAAUACUGAGCUUGAAUUUCAGCUUAAGAAGGAACAGAACAGCAAUGAUUCGCUUUUGGAGCGUAUGAGGAAAGAAAUGAAAAAGAAGUCAGAUGAACUGGAAAAAAUAACCCAGGAACAAACCCAGCUGCUUCAGAAUUUGAGUCAGGCUGAAGAAGAGAACUCUCUUCUCCAGGAAACGGUGCGCAGGGAGUGUGAGGAACGCUAUGGACUAACCGAAGCAUUGACUCAAGCCAGAGAACAAAUACUGGAACUGAAGACACUCAGUGGAAACUUCCCAUUGUCACAGUGUUCUCUCACUCAGGGCAGUGUAACCUCCUGUGCUGCACUGGUCAAUAGUUAUGGGCAAAAAAACCUUAUAAGUCCAAACUCUGGGAAGGAAAUCAAACUCUCAGGGCUGUGUGGCAUUUCAAGAGCUGCUAAUACACCAGCAUCCAAUAAGCACAAGAGCAAUGGUGAUGUGGGUUUACCAGUUCUAACUCCACCACAUCCUCCUAGAGGAAGAGCAUCUCUGAAUGAAUCCAGGAGCAGAAUAACUGCAAUUAUAAGGAGACAACUGAGUCAGCUUUAAUAUAUAGAAAUGACAAGGACAGAUUGUUUUAUAUAUCUGUGUAGCACAGGAAAGACCCUUCAGUGCAUCGUGUAGUCACUUGGUGGUGUAUCAUAGGGGCAUAAAUGACUCAGAAGUUCUUUCUUGAAGAUUAGUGCAUUUCUAUUUUUCAAGAACUUAAAACUAAGCUAAAACUUACUUUCAGAUACUUAUAUCUCACAACACAAGGAGAGCAAACAUGUAACUAAAUUAUUUGCAAAAUUAUUUUUCCCUAAAUCACCCUUUUGUCUGUGUUUUUCUGUUUCAGUGUUACCCAGUAAUUACAUCACUAGCUACUAGUUUACAAAAUUGCCAAAUUUGCCACUCUUUCAUUCUUGCAAAUUGUCUUAUUUAAGCCAUGAGACGAACUAAUCAUGGAGUAACAUAUUACUCAGCAGGAGAGACAUUGGCAGAAUCUAAACCUGAAGAACAGACAAAACACUGUCAGGGGAACACCCUCCCACCUAAUAGUCUAUCAGUUUUUAACCCAUUCUAACAAAUGUGUAGCACCACUAAUGCAGGGCAGUGUAGUGAUUUGGACCAGGUCUUCAACUGGUGUAAAUUGGCAUAAGGUCAUUGCAGUCCAUGGAGCUGUGCCAAUUUAGGCAUUUGAGAAUCUAGAAGUAAACUCUUUUAAACUCUUUCCUUGAGAGAAAAAUCUCUGAAUGAAAACCGUCACAGACUCCAAAGCCAGUGCUCAUCUGUACCUGUGGCAGGACAUAAAGUUUUCUUUGUGGGCUCCACAAGUGGUGUGAAGGAUUCAGUAAUGCCUGGUCCGGCUCUGCUGCAGUCUGAAAGAUGUGGCCUUUUUUUUUUCCCAUCAUGCAAGCAGGUUUUAGCAUGAGAUGAUUUUUCUAUGUAUAAGAACAGGCAUAGAGUUGUGAAACAGGAGGAAUAAUAUUUCUAUUUUACAUGUGUAAAACUGGUUUGUUUUAGAGCCUUCCACAAGGAUACUUUUAUUUGGGGGGGGAACCCAAGUGGUCUGUCAUCGCAUAAUGAGCUUAAGGUAAUAAGGUAUGUCUGCACUUCAGACUACGAGGUAGUGUAGAGAUACCCAAGAUGCAGUAUCACACAACUUGGCAUAGGCUAAUAUACCCAAGAAGCAGCAGAUAAUUUAUCCUGUGUUAAGCUUCAUGCUGCCAUGGUUUGCCUGCUAACCUACUAGGAGGUAGGUUAAAUGAGGAGUUUUUGGAAAUUCUCAGAAACAUCAAAAAUCAGAGGACUGAGAAUCUGAACUGUCCUUUUGAAAGCUUUGGCAUUGGGCACAGUGUCCCCCUAUAAUCGAGCUAUUUCUUCUUUAUGGGACACUUUAAUUUCUAUCUACAAAAUGUACCCUGACCUCCUCUUGAUUUCUGAGUCACAAGGCAUUCAGAACAUCUGAAAUGACAGCAAUCCAUAAUUUGUGUCCUCUAAGGCUCUAAUUAUGAUCUCACAGUGGAAUAGAUCCUGUGAAAUGAAGUUACAAAAGAUAAAAGUCGUGUCACAAAUCCAAAUCAGUGAAGAAUGUAGGUUAACAAUCUAGGGUGAGUUUUUGGAACUACUUGAUCUUUUCUAAUCUUGGCUCUCAUUGAAGUCAUUUGUAAAACUGCUGUUGACAAUACUGAGCUUUCUGAAAAUUCCACCCAUAUUCACUAGCCCACAAACCAAAAAAGAGGAUUUGUCAGCUGCUAAAGUCUACUCUUAUCAUUACUGUUUUAUUAAAAUUACUUAAUUUGACUGACCCAUAUGGUAAACUAUAUGGACCUGAUUCUAUUGUGGUUUAUUCAGGCAAAACUCCUGUCAGCUACAAAGAGCUUUUCCUGCCAAGGAAUAGUGUGAUUUGGACAUCAACAAAGGGGUGUAAGUGUAACUAUGAAGGGGCAGUUUGUAUCAUUGAGCUCUGCUUGGUUUGGGUCCUGACAUUAGGAAGAGAAAGCCGCCAUUCCAGUUCCCAAAGCUGCAUCUAAACAGGCAGUGUAAGGGCUGCUGUACGUUCGUUCCACUUGCAUUCCACUAUGGACUGCUGCGCCACUCAGGGAUCAGAAUAUAGUGAAUUCUGUGUUAUACCCUUGUGUUGUGUAGGAAGAAGGAA